This is a messenger RNA of Sporisorium graminicola, 1074 nucleotides long. RefSeq lists its product as uncharacterized. Lineage: Eukaryota; Fungi; Basidiomycota; Ustilaginomycetes; Ustilaginales; Ustilaginaceae. The transcript has a single exon. The coding region runs from base 1 to 1074 and encodes 357 amino acids. The record is from RefSeq and is a predicted model, not a curated record.
AUGCUGUCCAAACUAUUUCUGCUGGCUUCACAGCUCUUGUCCGUCUCCUUGACGCUCUCGCAGCCCAUCUCGUCUUCAUCGCUAUCAAAGCGCGCUUCAGACAAGGUAGGAUACCUCUUUAUCCAUUUCUACGACGACUACCUCUCCCCCGGAGUAUACACCACCUACCCUGCGGGUGAACAGGUUUUCGGACACUUGUCCAACGGCAAUGAUGCGCUUUCCUACAAGUCUCUUCUCUCUGGAGCACCUCUACUCACCUCCAAUGUUGGAACGGGUGGUGUACGCGACAUGUACAUCGUCAGCAAAGGGGACGAGUCACAGCACUACAUAAUCGCUACCGACCUCAACCAAACCGCAGCCGGAGGGUUUGGGGGCAGGUUUCUCAGCCGCAAUCUCGUCAUCUGGGACUCGCAAGGGUCAAGCCUGACCCAAUGGAGCCAACCCAGAUUGGCCCAAGUCGUACCUGACAACUUCAGAAUGGCAUGGGCCCCGGAAGCCAUCUGGCUAGAAGACGAGCAGAGAUUCUUGGUGUACUGGUCCAGCAGCAAGUACAGCGAUGCUAGUCACACUGGAGAUACCGACUAUGACAAGAUCUACAGCUCCUAUACCACCGACUUUGUCACCUUUACCGAUCCGGAAGUGUUCAUGGAUCUAGGCAACAAUGUUGGCGUCAUCGACCUUACCAUCGGCCGCGGACCCGUGGAUGGCGUUAACCAGUACGUGCGCUUCUUCAAAGACGAAAGCGUGUACAAGGUGCGCGGACAGGUUAGCUACACUGGCAUCAAUGGCCCUUGGCAAGACAUCGGCUCUUCAACAGAGUUCGUGGACAACGACAACCAGGCGGAAGCACCGAUCUUUUUCCAGGACAAUACCAGUGGCAAGUGGUACGUCUUCCUGGACCAAUAUGGGAGGAAUCCAGCCGGUUAUUGGCCGUACAGCGCCGACAACGGCAUUGCCGAGUACGGCUACACUGGACUGGGCUUCCCUCAAGGCAUGCCGACGAACCUGAAGCAUGGCAGCAUCAAGCCGUUGACUCAAGCUCAGUACGACGAAAUCAACAGCGCUUGGGGUUAA